CGCCUAACCAAAGAUUAGCUCACACGCUAGUGUUGCCGUAAAUCGCAUAGUAUAGUAUGGAGUAUGGACCCUCCCUUCAUUUAACCAUUUACCAACUUGAAUGAAAAUCUAAUCCCAAUCUCAAGUCUCUCCAAAACCAAGUUUUAGUUAGAGACUUAAGACUCUCCUCUAUCUAACUUUGGCGGUGGCAUUCACCACACACUCACUGACUCAGCAUGGCAAACGACGCCGCUCUGAGAAGCUCUCUGCUGUGGCUGGCAGCAGUUAUAUUGGUGGUUGGAAUAUGCACCCACUCUUUGAAGAAGAUGAUGACCACCUAUGUCUUGGGUGUUCUUGGGAUUGCUGCUGUGCUUCUUCCUGAUUGGGAUUACUUCAACCGUGAUUUCUCUCGUUGGCCUUAUCCUGUCACUUCUGAGGAAAGGGCCAAUUCUUCUCUUCAUGCCCAAGGAUCUGGUUUUCUAAGGUUUGCGAAUUCUCCUCUUAGGGUGAUUGGUUAUAGCGUGGUUUAUGGAUAUGCCAUGUACAAAUGGUGGGAGUAUGUGUCAACCUAACGAAUGAUCGACGAGUUUAAUUGUUUAGCGCAGCAGCAACGUAACUGUUGGUUCCUCUGAAUCCCAAUUUUAGCUGUAAGCUUAAUUUUUUUUGUUGAUUUAAUUUGGAGGAAUAUCAGUGAUUGAUUGCCGAAGAGGUGCUUCGUUUUUCUGCGGAGUAGGAAAUCAAAAGGGAUGACGAAAAUAAGUUCAUCCCCUUUUGCGUCUUUUGAUUAAUUAGUAUUUAGUAAUGCUAAUUAAGGAA
This is a messenger RNA of Glycine soja, 795 nucleotides long. Its product is annotated as signal peptidase complex-like protein DTM1. Bases 216 to 551 code for a protein of 111 amino acids. Gene Ontology annotation, biological process: anther wall tapetum development. The record is from RefSeq and is a predicted model, not a curated record. Gene Ontology annotation, cellular component: endoplasmic reticulum membrane; signal peptidase complex. The transcript is spliced from 2 exons. NCBI's taxonomy places the organism in Eukaryota, Viridiplantae, Streptophyta, Magnoliopsida, Fabales, Fabaceae.